UUACACAAAUACCCAACAAAAUCCAGAAAGCACAAGACCUCAAUAUUUCCGGUCGCCGGAGAUAAGAUGUACUGUAGCUUAUUCACUCAGACUUCACUUCCGACCGUUGCCUUAUCCUUUCCAUCCCAUAAAACCAGACCAAUAUGUCUCCGCCGCCGCUAUCGUGGAAACCCAAGAAUGUCCAUGGACCAAAAAAAAUCUCCAAACCCUAACUUUAUUACCACCGUUUCGAAGCUUCUAUGGGGAAAAGCCCUUCCUCCCUCUCUCCUCAUCUCCACCGUCCGUACCGCCUGGUCGACCACAUGGCAUCUCAUGAUGUCCCAGCUCGCACCUUCCGAUCCAUCCGGAAGCUACACCCGACCCACCAGUCAAUUCCGGGUCCAACCCCUAAACUCCACCCUAAAACCCGGAUCCCUUCACCUCUACGUAGGCAUCCCAUGCCCGUGGGCACACCGUACCCUAAUAGUCCGAGCCCUCAAAGGCCUCGAGGACGCCGUUUCAGUCUCCGUCGCGUCUCCGGGGAUAGACGGUUCAUGGGUCUUCGAACCGGAUUCUGAUGAUGUCCGAGUAACAACGGAUAGAAUUGUCCCGACAUUGGAUAAAGUGAAUGGAUGUCGGACAAUGAGAGAGGUUUACAAUCUCCGGCGAGGUGGCUAUAACGGCCGUUCAACAGUUCCGAUGCUUUGGGAUGUAGAGAAGAGAGAUGUGUUGUGUAAUGAAAGCUAUGAUGUAAUUGAAUUGUUAAAUUCCGGGUUAAACGAAUUAGCUGGUAAUCCGGAUACUGAUCUUUCCCCACCUGCAUUGAAGAAAGAAAUUCAUGAAUGGAAUCAACUGAUAUACCCAAACAUCAACAAUGGAGUGUACAGGUGUGGUUUUGCCCAGAGUCAAGAGGCAUAUGAUUCAGCUGUGAAUGGGUUGUUUAAAACAUUGGAUAUGGUGGAUGAUCAUUUGGGUAAAUCAAGGUAUUUAUGUGGAGAUGCAUUGACAUUAGCAGAUGUAUGUUUGUUUACAACGUUGAUUAGAUUUGAUCUGGUGUACAAUGUUAUGUUCAAGUGUACUAAGAAGAAGAUUAUUGAAUAUCCAAAUCUUCAUCCCUAUAUGCGCGAUAUCUAUCAGAUUCCCAAUGUAGCUGCAACAUGCAAUUUUGAGGCAACAAUGGACGGAUAUUAUAAAUUUCUGUUUCCCCUGAAUCCCGGGGGCAUUCGUCCUAUCAUGCCCUCUGGUUCGGAGCAUGAAGUUCUGUCGAAGCCUCACAACAGAGGAGGAGGAGGAUCUGUGUCAACUUUCGAGGAAAGAGUGAAUGUAAUUGUUAGAAGUUAGAAUCAAUCUCAUAAACAAUUCUUCCAUUGAAGGUAAGUUAUUCAUAUCUAUACCAUACAUAGGUUCGAGUUAUUCAUAUCCUUAAUUUAAAUCUCAAAUACCAACAUUUCAAAAAAACCUUCUAAGUCAUAUUGUAAAAUAACCCAAAAGAAAGAAAGAAAGAAAGAGUGAACAAUGCAAGUAUAAAUGAAUCAAAACAAAAAGUUGAUCAUAUCUAUACUUUACUUACAUGAUGCUUAUUUUAUCUU
This is a messenger RNA of Impatiens glandulifera, 1568 nucleotides long. Its product is annotated as glutathionyl-hydroquinone reductase PcpF. The transcript has 3 exons. NCBI's taxonomy places the organism in Eukaryota, Viridiplantae, Streptophyta, Magnoliopsida, Ericales, Balsaminaceae. Gene Ontology annotation, cellular component: cytoplasm. Bases 67 to 1320 code for a protein of 417 amino acids. The record is from RefSeq and is a predicted model, not a curated record. Gene Ontology annotation, molecular function: glutathione transferase activity.